This is a messenger RNA of Aspergillus candidus, 821 nucleotides long. RefSeq names its product proteasome core particle subunit beta 3 (gene pup3). The transcript is spliced from 4 exons. The record is from RefSeq and is a predicted model, not a curated record. NCBI's taxonomy places the organism in Eukaryota, Fungi, Ascomycota, Eurotiomycetes, Eurotiales, Aspergillaceae. Gene Ontology annotation, biological process: proteasome-mediated ubiquitin-dependent protein catabolic process. The coding region runs from base 152 to 772 and encodes 206 amino acids. Gene Ontology annotation, cellular component: proteasome core complex; proteasome core complex, beta-subunit complex.
UCUCCUCCCACCCCAUCAUCCUCCGUCUUCUCCCCCAUCGCCCCAUCUCCCCCAAUUCUUUCUUCUUUUCUUUUCUUCCUUAUUAGGGAAAUCUGCUUAGGUUUACUUUGGUUGAUUCUCAUUUGGGGACUCGUUCACGACACAAAGAAUCAUGAGCUCCCCUUUCGACAUCAAUGGCGGCGCCUGUGUCGCCAUGGUCGGCAAGGACUGUGUCGCAAUCGCCUGUGAUCUCCGUCUAGGCAUGCAGUCCCUGACCGUCUCGAACAACUUCCCCAAGAUCUUCAACUACGGCCCAUCCACCUUCCUUGGCCUGACCGGUCUGGCCACCGACGUGUCGACCGUGUCCGAUCUCUUCCGCUACAAGGUCAACAUGUACCGCCUCCGGGAGGAACGCAACAUCGCGCCCCAAACGCUGGCCAACCUGGUCAGCUCGUCGCUGUACGAGAAGCGGUUCGGUCCGUUCUUCGUGAGCCCGGUCAUCGCCGGUAUCAACUCGACCUCGGGGAAACCCUUCAUCUGCGGGUUCGAUAGCAUCGGGUGUAUUGAUUUCGCCAAGGACUUCAUCGUCAGCGGGACAGCUAGUGAUCAGUUGUUUGGUACAUGCGAGGGUUUAUGGGAGCCUGGUUUGUCGGCGGACGAUCUCUUCGAGACCAUCUCGCAGGCCCUCCUCAGUGCCGUGGACCGAGAUGCCCUCUCGGGUUGGGGCGCCCACGUGUACAUCAUAGAGAAGGACAAGGUGACCCAGCGGCUACUCAAGGGACGACAGGAUUAGAGCGUAAUGUCCGGUACUUUUUUCUAAUUGAAUGUCUCUUCAUCUUCCA